CCUACUGCCGGCAGACCUCCGGUUGCUCCACCAGCACCCGUUGCUACCCCAUCGUCCGAACGUAAGGUGACGAAAAACGAGCCACUUGCAUACCUGUUGCAAGAACAGAGGAAAUUCAAGGAAGCAGCACUAUUCUUUAAGAAGAAUGAUAAUAUACCAGCAGCAAAAGGUCUACUCCGCAUGGUGAAGUACUACGACCCUAUAAUAGAAGACGCACGCGCCGGCAAGAGAGUCCACCUUGACAAUGUGGUCGUCAUACCCUACUCUAUGAGGGACCUUGAAGCACGUUACGGCGGCGGCAGUAGCCACAGUACCGCGUGGGUGGAGGAGCUAGUAAACAGUGUGUCUCGGCCGCGGCGCCAGUCCACCAGCUCCACCACGUCGGGCGCGUCCAGCGGGGUGAGCGGGGCCAGCGGGGGCAGCGCGGGCAGCGGGGCAGCGGGGGCAGUGCGGCCAGUGGGGGCAGUCGCCAGGCCCCGCGGGCCUCGGGCUCGGGGCGCGGGCCCCGACGACGGCAUCAUGGCGGGCGCGCUCGCCGCCGACGCCUCCAUAGACACGUCGGCCUCACACGACGAAGUCUUCUCCAGGCUGCAACACCAGCUGGAGCUACAGAGGCAGCUGUGCCAGGCUCACUACGAGCAUAACAUGAAGAUCGGGAACAUUGCGGAAGCGAAAAAGAUUGAGCCCAUGAUACAGGAUAUCUCGGAGAGAUUGGAUGUCGCGUUUUUGGAAUUUAAACGUCGCGGUGUAUUACCAAGGUUCCACUAUGAAAUGCGGCAGUUUUCUAUAGUGCAAUGCAAUACGCACCUUAGUGAUAGUGACUUAGAGUUGACUAUCGUGCGGGGGAUAGCCUACAACGUGGCGAAUCCCAAAGAUAUUGAUACUUAUGUCAAAUUCGAGUUCCUUUUCCACAGGUAA
This is a messenger RNA of Trichoplusia ni (cabbage looper), 918 nucleotides long. Its product is annotated as coiled-coil and C2 domain-containing protein 1-like. NCBI's taxonomy places the organism in Eukaryota, Metazoa, Arthropoda, Insecta, Lepidoptera, Noctuidae. Gene Ontology annotation, molecular function: RNA polymerase II cis-regulatory region sequence-specific DNA binding; DNA-binding transcription repressor activity, RNA polymerase II-specific. Gene Ontology annotation, biological process: regulation of transcription by RNA polymerase II. Gene Ontology annotation, cellular component: nucleus. Bases 181 to 918 code for a protein of 245 amino acids. The record is from RefSeq and is a predicted model, not a curated record. The transcript is spliced from 5 exons.